AUGAGUGAGGAAGAGUUGAUUAACUUGGUAGAAAUAAUGUUAAAUGAUGAUCCGAAUACUAUUCGAUUAGGUAAUAAAGGCAUAAAAGAAUUACCGGUGGAAUUCAUCAAUUCCGUUACAUUAGAUUAUAAAAUUGAAAGACUUGGACUUGAACAAAAUCAAUUGACUACGCUUCCACAGGAAAUUUGUAAUUUAGCCCAUUUAAGAUAUUUAAACAUCUCUUAUAAUGCAUUCAAGGAAUUUCCUGGGGCGGUUGAAAUUUUGGAUUUAAGUAGAAAUAAAAUUCGUAAGAUGCCAGAUGACUUUGGUACAUUAAUGUCAUUAAAGUUGUUAAAAAUAUCAAAAAAUCACAUAAGACAAUUACCGUUAUAUAUAUCAGAAAUGAAGGAUUUACAGUAUUUAAAAUUGGAUAAUAAUCCAAUCGUAUUUCCACCUAAAUCUGUUCAUACUAUGCCAAAAGGCGAAGAAAAAGAAGUCAUGUUGCCUUGGUUGGAAAAUUUAAAAGAAUAUUUAAGAAAACAUUCAAAUAAUUAUUCUUCAACUAUAAGAGAAGCUGAGGUGGAUGAGAGUGAUCACUCGAGCGGAGAUGAAGAUUUUCAUAAUAAAGCGUUAAAAAAAUCAAUAUCAUCGGAUAGUAUAAAUCAUAUAAUGAAUACGAGAACAAAUACGGGAGAUAAUCAAAAUUCACAUUUAAAAACCAUAACAGAAGAUGAAAAUGCAUCAUUAGCAAAUAAAAGACAACAAAUUAUAACACCGUUAAUACAUGAAAGAAAGAAACAAAUACCAAAGUUGAGUUUAGAUUUACUGAGAAGAGAUGAACCAUCAAUAUUAUCAAACGGUCAAAAAAUUUUAGCAAGACAUUCAAAAAGCUAUUCAUCAGAUUCGAUAAGUUCGUCAACAACAAAUAAUAGUAAUCAUUUAUUAUAUCAUGGGGGAUAUUAUAAUGAUCAAUAUUAUAUUAUAGAAGAGAGGGAAAGCGAUAAUUAUUUUACGAGAUUAAAAAACUUGUUACCUUCCGAACAUUUACCAAUGAGUGAUAUAUCUUUAAGGGAAGCAUCAAGGUGUAUCCUUUACGCGUUUUCUCAAAUACACAAAGCAUUAAGACAAUUUGCAAAUUUUACGGGAAGUGAAAAAUUAUUUUAUAAUGAAUUAAAUAAGGCAUCAAAAACUUUAGGACAAUUAAGUAAUAAUUUAAGUAAAUUUGAUUGUGUCUCAUUACAUUCUCCUCCCGAAUCUGAGCUAUGCGCGAAAUUAUUAAGUUCAUGUCAAGAAAAUAUACUAUGCUAUAAACAAUUGAUUGAUAUAUUAAAUAAGAGGUUAAAGGGAAUCGUUACUCAAUCAUCCGAUAAUAUGAGAUAUAGUAGAACAUUAUUGUUAAUGCUAAAUGGAAGCAUAGCUGACAUUAAAUUUGCAUGGGAAUUUUUAUUUCCUUUAUUGAAUGAUUACACUCCUUAUACCGGUAUGUCAACACCAUUUCGUAGUAGCACGACCGGUCUACCUUCGCCCUAUCUUUCAAAUGAAAAUGGUGGUGGAGGGAUCAAUUCGAAUGGUGUAAACGCAUCAUCAUCAAUUGGUGGGGGUGGAAUUGAAAGGGCUAUGAGCAGUAGUCCUUUGCCCGAUAUAACGUUUCCUGUAAAUAUAUUUGAGCAAUUAUUAUCUAAAGUUGAUGUUUCUAUUAAGAACGUCGAAUACGUUAAAAGUUUAUUGAUUGCUAGAUUAUCUUCAAGUCAAAAAGAAGAAUUAAGUGUGCAAUUGAAAGUACAUGGCGAUUCAAUAGUUUUCUUACAGACAACUGUAAAAAUGUCAAGUUUAGCUAAAGAAGUCUCAUUAGAAUUUCCUUUACCAAAUAAAGUCAUGUCUGGUUUAGGUCAUGUAACAAAAACAAAUAUAGAUUUAACUAAUUUUCUUAGAGCAAUAGAAAAUAACCCUACAAGCUUGUCAUCAACACAUUAUCCUUCCACAUUAUCUGUACAAGACAAUUCCUCUGGUACAUUUAUACCUAAUGUUCCUUUAUCCGGUUCGCCUAUUCCAACUCCAAAUCAAUCCCCUCCUCACAGUAAAAGUAAUAGUAUUAGUGAAAUGGAUGAGGAUAUUAAACCUUGUAUGAUUGUAACAGUUGAUAAUGGUGAUAAUGGUGAUAAAGAAAUUGAAAUUACUGAAGACGAAAACAAGGAAUCGUAA
This is a messenger RNA of Funneliformis geosporum, 2181 nucleotides long. NCBI's taxonomy places the organism in Eukaryota, Fungi, Glomeromycota, Glomeromycetes, Glomerales, Glomeraceae. The record is from the annotation of a GenBank genome assembly.